CACAAACCAGUCUCCAGGUGUUUGCUUUCCAUUCUCCCAGUCUGACGAUAACCACCCGCUCCCCAGCCAAGGCUCCGGCUCACCAUGCUGAAAUUCAGAAGGUAUUUGAUCAUGAAGUUGAAAGCAAUAUACAGGUGCCAGCCAGGUCGGCUCUGGAUCUUCUUCAGCCUCCUCAUCUUCCUCUUGGUCACGCUUCAAGUCAUGGAGAAGCUGCAGCCUCCCAGAAACUGCCGGUGCGAGCUGGAGCGUGCCCUGCAGCAGACUACGGACCACGGCCAGAAGAGGCUCGGCUAUGCCCUCCAGACCCCCGACCUGCUGUGGGAGGACGAUCCCCCGCACUGGCAGAGGAAAGCCAUGCCAGACCCCACUUCCACUGAGAGCACGCAGGACGCUUUUCAGAUGCAUCUGUACUUCAGCCAGGGGACCCCGCUGGAAAGCGGCGCAGACAGACAAGAGGAGCACUGGACGUGGCAGCCUGUGGAGAGCAGCAAGAAGGUGGAAGUCCAUCCUUCAUCCACGAGGCUGAAAUCCCAGCCUCCUGACCUGAGAAAAGCAACCAGAGAGGGUCCUUCUCCAAGUCUUCCUGGGACAAUCUCCACAGUUCCAGGAGAUGCUGAUGCUGUCUCCAGCAAGUUCAUAAUCUUUGCAAACAGGAUGACCGCAGAGGAUCCUGGGAGACCAUCACCACCAGGAACAAUGCAGGUGGUGGCACAGAGCCAGUCUCAGCCUCAAGCCACAGGUUCCCCCCAACAGCGGUGGGGCAGCUUGCUUAAACACUCUUUGCCAAAUUCAGCUCAACCUCCACAAGCAGAGGACUUUUACAAGACAGACCUGGAGAGAAGAUUUUUCCCAAGCUGGAUGGAAGCCUCUAAGGGUGAUGAGAUGACUCUUGGAGAAGUCCAGAAGGCCAGACGGGUCUCCUCUCAAGAGGAGACGUGUGAGCCCAAGACUGACAUUGUUUUCCUCAAAGUCCACAAAAGCGCCAGCAGCACUGUCAUGAACAUCCUCUUCCGCUUCGGCGAGACGCACAACCUCACCUUCGCCUUCCCCAUUGGGGGUGGCAACCAGCUCUUCUACCCGCAACACUUCUUGGCGAGGUUCGUGCAGGGCUUCUCCCCCAGGAGCCCUCGGCGGUUCAACAUCCUCUGCCACCACAUGCGAUUCCUGCAGUCGGAGGUGCAGAAAGUGGUAUCCCACUCAGCCAUCUACUUCUCCAUCCUGAGGAACCCCGUGCAGCUCAUGGAGUCCUCCUUCGCAUACUACAAGGGCACGUCGGCUUUCUCCCGCGCCCGCAGCCUGGAGGAGUUCCUCAGCCAGCCCUACCGCUACUACAACCCUGCAGACAGCGACAGCCACUACGCCAGGAACCUCAUGACAUUCGACUUUGGCUUCAACCCCGACGGAGAGGUCUCAGUCAAGCGGGUGCAACUCAUGCUGAAGGCCAUCGAGGCGUCCUUUGACUUGCUCCUCAUCUCAGAGUACUUUGAUGAGUCCAUGGUGCUGCUGAAGGAGAUGCUGUGCUGGGACCUGGACAGCAUCGUCUCCUUCCCGCUCAACAUCAGGGACAGCAGCACCAAGUCCUCCCUCUCAAACACCAUUGUGGAGAAGAUCAAGGACUGGAACAGGCUGGACUGGGAAAUCUACACCCACUUCAAUAGGACCUUCUGGGAAAGGAUUGACCGAGACAUUGGCAGGGAACGCAUGCAGCAGGAAGUAAAGGCGCUUCGGGAGAGGCGGGCAGAGCUGGCGAGGACCUGCCUGCAAGGGAUGGGCAGCGUGGCCCCAAAGGACAUCAAGGACUCUUCCCUGCGGCCACUGCAGCACGGCAAUGCGAAGAUCUUGGGCUAUAACCUCAAACAGGGCUUGGAUAAGGAGACAGAGCUCAUGUGCCGGCGACUGGUGACCCCGGAGCUGCAGUACAGCAGCGCUCUCUACAAGAAGCAGUUUGCCCAGAAGCACCCCCAGACCCACCAGCCCGGUCCCUCUUGGCAGGGCAACGUCCUGCAGCUCAGGCUGGAGGGCACCCAAAACUGAGCCUCCUUGCCCCCUCCAGGCAUCGUUCUCCAGCCGCCUUUGCUGAGGACAGCCAGGUGCUCGCCUCCUGGGCUCGGGGGCUGCUUCUGCCCCGGGGGCGCCACGAGAGCCCCUGCCCACCUCUGUCUGUGCAGGACCGUGCACAAGCUCUUGGGUGCUACACGCUGCUGUAACUGUGGAGCAGGACUGGCUGCAAUGGAGGGGGGGGGGUGGUCCCAGGGGCUCAACACAACAUGACUCUUCCAGGGCAGGUCCUGAGCAAACAGGGCAAAACCCCCAACUGGCGGCCAAAGCCUUGGAGGACGCAAUCCGGGGUGUUGCGCCACGUAGCGCCGGCUCCAGCAGCGAGGAGCAGAACCAGGAGGGCAGCCCAAGCCCUCGGCCCCUCGCCAGAGACUGCAACAGCGCAGGGCCAAGCUGUAAAUCAGAGCUGCAGAGCUUGAUUUACAGCUUGGGAACAUCUGUCUGUCCAGCUGCGGCUCUCCUCCACUACACCUUAAUGCUACCGUGCUGGAAAAGCGGCCUCUUAACUAAAAAUAGCAAUAUUCACCAUCACAUCUAUUAAGUUCCACUUAAUUACGUCAGUCUGCCCAGUAGAUGAUCUCCCCAGCAGCCCAAGAAAUAGCCCUCAAACAUCUGAAAAUGUCCUGGGGGUAAAAAAAAAAAAAAAAAAUCAGGGGUUUUUUUUUGAUCCUGUGGUUGCACGUUGCCUUUGGAUGCUGCGAUCAUAUGCUGCAUUUAUAGGAUCAGCAUCCUACCCCAGAGCGGAUGCCUACACCGUGGAGUUAGACUGCAAGUUAAAUACUCACACAUCUCGUGAGCAUCUCUGCAGCCAGACAUCCCGACCCACCGCUUGGAGUGGCUGUAGGAAUAUUCUACGCUCUUGCCUGGGGAAAAAUACCACAAGAAUGGGUUGUGGUGGGCUAGUCAACCUUACUUUUCGCAUCCUACACUUAUCCUUAAAUCAAAAGCAGAGCCAGCAAAGCAGUUUGGAGAAACAGAGGCCCCAGCUGAGGAUUUUCAGCAUGACUUCCAAACCAAAAGAGGGUCAGAAAAAAAUUGCAGGGGGGGGAUCUGAGCAUCCCAGGCUCUCCCUUGGCCAGCCACGAGGAGCCUCAAAGGUUUUGGUUUCCAUCUGAAGGUGCCCCAUCUCCCGCUCACAGUUUAACCAGGAUAAAAACCAGACUGCGUUCCCACUGCCCUUCCCCGCGAGGACUGGGCAACACCGAGCAUCCAGCCGGGCACGAUGCAGGGGCAUCUUUUUUGGGGCAUUUGCUGUGUGGUUUUUGAGGCAUUGUUUGUUCCAUAAAGUUUCACCUCUGAGGCA
Messenger RNA from Grus americana (Whooping crane), 3361 nucleotides. Its product is annotated as galactose-3-O-sulfotransferase 2-like. NCBI's taxonomy places the organism in Eukaryota, Metazoa, Chordata, Aves, Gruiformes, Gruidae. Gene Ontology annotation, molecular function: galactosylceramide sulfotransferase activity. Gene Ontology annotation, biological process: glycolipid biosynthetic process. Bases 85 to 2034 code for a protein of 649 amino acids. The record is from RefSeq and is a predicted model, not a curated record. Gene Ontology annotation, cellular component: membrane. The transcript is spliced from 4 exons.